AUGGAUGAUGAAGACGGGCGGUGCCUCCUCGAUGUCAUCUGUGAUCCUCAGGCCCUGAACGAUUUUUUACAUGGAUCCGAGAAGAUUGACAGUGAUGAUCUCCUGGACAACUCAGGAGAUGCUGCCAGUGCCUUUUUUGAAGGUGCUGGGCUCCACGGGCAGGAGCCCGCCGGGAACCCGCUGAGCGCGGAGCCGAGCCAACCGCCGGCCAGCGUGGACCUGGACUUCCUGGAGGAUGACAUCCUGGGCUCGCCCUCGGGCGCCGGCGCCGGCGCCGAGCAGCCGUGCGACAUCCUCCAGCAGAGCCUGCAGGAGGCCAACAUCACCGAGCAGACCCUGGAGGCCGAGGCCGAGCUGGACCUGGGCUCCUUCCAGCUGCCGGCGCUGCAGCCCGUGGUGCAGGCGGCCGACGGCACCCCCCAGAUCUUCUCCGGCGGCGCCGACCUGCUGGGCAUCCAGCCGCCCGCCGUGCUGGCCCACCAGGCCCUGGUGCAGCAGCCGGUGGGCGCCGACGUGGUCAACAAGGCCAUCAGCGUCCAGCCCUUCCUGCAGCAGGUGGGGCUGGGCAACGUCACCAUCCAGCCCCUGCCCAACCUGCCCGGGCUGCCCAACGGGAGCCCCGGCGGCGCGCUGGGCAUCGGGCCCAUCCAGGUGGUGGGCCAGCAGGUGAUGGCCAUCAACCAGCCCGCGGCGCAGCAGCUGCUGGCCAAGCCGGCGCCGGUGGCGGCCGUGGGCGGUUACAUCGCGCAGCCCGAGGCGGCGGCGGCGCUGGCGGCUCCGUCCUCGCAGGGCGGGGCCGGGCUGGUCAUCCAGAAGAGCCUCCCGGCCGUGGCCACCACCACGCUCAACGGCAACUCGGUGUUCGGCGGCGUCGCGUCGCCGGCGUCGCAGCCGCUCACCGUCACCUCGGGCCUGGGCGGCUCCCUGGUGCCGGCGCCCAACGUCAUCAUCCACCGCACGCCCACGCCCAUCCAGCCCAAGCCCGCCGGGGUCCUGCAGCAGAAGCUCUACCAGAUCACGCCCAAGCCCUUCGCGCCCAACAACGCGCUGGCGCUGCCCGGCGAGGCCCAGGCCAAGCCCCAGCAGAACCUGACCUUCAUGGCCGGCAAGGCCGCGCCCAACGUGGUGCUCUCGGGCUUCCCCCCCAACGUCUUCAAGCCGCCGCCGCCCCAACCGCCGGCGGCGCUGGGCAAGUCCAUGAGCGUGCACGUGCUCAACCAGGGCGGCAGCAUCGUCAUCCCGGCGCAGCACUUCCAGGGGCAGAACCAGUUCCUGCUGCCGGGCCAGCUGGCCGGCGCCUCGGCCGUGCAGCUGCCGCAGCCGCUCUCGGCGCUGCCGGCCAACGUGGGCGGCCAGAUCCUGGCGGCCUCGCACGGCGCCGGCAUCAUCGCCGGCCAGGGCGCCGGCGCCCAGCUCAUCGCCAACCAGGCGCUGCCGGCGCAGAUCUUGACCAACCAGAACUUGGCCGGGCAGCUCAACCUGGGCCAGGUGCUGACGUCGCCCAACGCCCACGGCACCGCCCACAUCCUGUCGGCGCCCAUCCAGCUCCAGCCGGGCCAGGUCGGCCAACCGGCGCUCUUCCAGAUGCCGGUGUCGCUGGCGGGGACGCUGCCCAGCCAGAGCCAGGCGGCGGCGGCGGCGCCCACGGUGAUCCAAGGGGUGACGUUGGCCAACCAGGUCAUGCUCAACGCCGGCGACGGUUUGGGAGCCGCCGUCAGCAUCCAGGCCGCCCCCGGCGCCGCCCCCGGCGCCAGUCCCAGCCCCGGCGCCGACCCAGGCUCCGUCCUCACCGUCCAGCCCACCGCGCCUGCGGCGGCGCCGCUGCAGCUCAACGUGCCGGCGGCGGCGAGCGGGACGUCCCAGCCCAGCCCGGGGCUCGCCGGGAGCCCCGAGAAGAUCCUGUUGGGCCCCGCGGCCGCGCCCGGCACCGUCCUGGGCCAGGAGUCCAUGCAGAUGUUCCUGCAGCAG
Corapipo altera (White-ruffed manakin) is the source of this 1968-nucleotide messenger RNA. RefSeq names its product BRD4 interacting chromatin remodeling complex associated protein (gene BICRA). The record is from RefSeq and is a predicted model, not a curated record. Gene Ontology annotation, biological process: positive regulation of DNA-templated transcription. The transcript is spliced from 4 exons. Lineage: Eukaryota; Metazoa; Chordata; Aves; Passeriformes; Pipridae. Gene Ontology annotation, cellular component: SWI/SNF complex. The annotation marks the transcript as partial.